AUGACGUCGCCGAAUCUGCGAGCCUUCUUGGGCGGCCUCGCCCUUGCUGGGCUGGCCAUCGCGUCGUCUGCCUACGCAAACGAAGAUCCUCUUGUCGCAUCGCAGAUUGUAAAUGAUCCCUAUACGUACGACUUCCCACGGCUGGGCGCCAAUGGCGCCUCGUUAUUUCCAAUGCGCCCUUGCAAUGGGUUCAAGUUAGAGGAAGCAAGCGUGGAUGAGAUCCAGCAGAGAAUGGGCAAUGGCUCGCUCACAAGCGUGCAACUUCUGGAUUGUUAUUUGGACCGUAUCUAUCAGACGCAGCCUUAUCUAAAUGCUAUCAUGCAGUUGAACCCUGAUGCUUAUGCCAUUGCGAAAAAGCUCGACGAGGAACGUGCCAAGGGUCAUGUUCGUGGUCCUCUCCAUGGUAUUCCGUUCAUUGUCAAGGACAACAUCGGCUCCAAAGAUCGCCUGGAAACCACAGCUGGCUGCUGGGCUCUGAUCGGCAAUGUGGUACCUCGCGACUCCUUCGUGGUCCAUGGCCUGCGCAAGGCUGGUGCGCUCUUAGUCGGAAAAGGAUCCAUGAGUGAAUGGGCCGACAUGCGCUCCAACAACUAUUCCGAGGGCUACUCCGCCCGUAACGGACAGUGUCGAAGUGCCUACAACUUCACGGUCAACCCUGGUGGCUCGAGUACCGGACCCGGUGUGGCCGUUGGAGCGAAUCUGGUUCCCAUUGCUCUUGGCACCGAGACUGAUGGAAGCGUCAUCAAUCCGGCUCAGAGAAAUGCCGUUGUGGGAAUCAAACCCACGGUCGGUUUGACAUCUCGGGCCGGCGUCAUCCCUGAAUCUCGACACCAAGAUACCAUUGGUACAUUUGGUAAGACUGUGCGCGAUGCUGUAUACGCUCUGGACGCGAUCUACGGCGUCGAUCCUCGGGACAACUAUACUCUAGCCCAGCGUGGCCAGACACCCCAGGGCGGCUACACGCAAUUCCUUUCCCAGAAAGACGCCCUCAAGGGGGCAGUCUUCGGAUUGCCAUGGCAGUCAUUUUGGGCACUGGGCGAUCCGCAGCAAAUAGCGCAACUGGAAGAACUCCUCAACUUGAUCAAGUCUACUGGUGCCACCAUCAUCAACGGCACAGAGCUUCCGCACUACAAAGAGAUUGUGUCACCCACCGGGUGGAACUGGGACUAUGGCUCAGCGCGCGGCUACCCCAACGAGUCCGAAUACACGUACAUCAAGGUUGAUUUCUACAACAACCUACGAGACUAUCUCUCCGAGGUGAACAACACCCAGAUGAAGUCCCUCGAGGAUAUCGUCCAGUAUUACAAGGACAACUACGGUUCGGAGGGUGGCUUCCCAUCCAUUCAUCCUGCCUUUGGCUCCGGGCAGGACGGAUUCCUCGCCUCCCUUGAGACCAAAGGAAUCAUGAAUGAAACGUAUUACUCUGCGCUGGAGUUCUGCCACCGUACCACUCGCGAGGAAGGAAUUGACGCUGCUUUGAAGUAUCAAAAUCGAACCCUCGAUGGCCUCCUCGUACCCCCCGACGUCGCCCAAAGUAUCCAGAUUGCCGCGCAGGCUGGGUAUCCCGUGAUCACAGUUCCUGCGGGGACCAGUCCAGAGUCGGGUAUGCCCUACGGACUGGCCAUCAUGAACACUGCUUUUUCAGAGCCGACUUUGAUCAAGUACGCCAGUGCCAUUGAGGAUCUUCAGAAGACCUCGGGCACCAAGUGGCAGCGCACCCUCCCUGAGUGGCGGGGCUACCUCCAGCGGAACCUACCUGUUCCUUUGUAG
Molecule: messenger RNA, 1770 nt
Organism: Penicillium diatomitis
Lineage: Eukaryota; Fungi; Ascomycota; Eurotiomycetes; Eurotiales; Aspergillaceae
Product: putative amidase
Exons: 3
Coding region: 1-1770 (589 amino acids)
Source: RefSeq, a predicted model, not a curated record